ACUGUUUGUAAAGUUACUGUUUAAAGCCACUGCUACUUGUGUGUUGAUGCUGAAAUGUUUUCUAUGUACGUUACAAGAUGAUGAAUAUUACUAAGAGAAUUCACAGGAAAUGCAGGAUUUUCCAACAUACGGAAAUGAAUUAAUGCCACUGAAAAAAUAGCCCCAAACUCACCUUUUUACUGAAGGAGAAAGAUAGGAUUAAUCCUUAAAAUCCUUACAUGGGCUUUUUGCUAAACCAAUGGGGGAAAGACGGGAAACCUCAACUUUGGAUGCGUGUUUAAUAGGUAAAUUUAUCUGAUUUGAAUUAUACAAAAUAAUAGGUUAGUUCUAUUCAAGUCUCAUCCGAGACCCACCCCCCUUUUCCAGCCCUAGGGGAGGGAGCGUUAAAUAAUGGUCUUUGUAAACUGAUGCCCAUGCAGUAAGAGUUUGAAGAAGUGCUGCUUGUACAAGUUAACGCGGGCAGCGAAGAAGGAGCAACCAAAUAAAAAGCAGCAGGAGCAAAGUGGACCUUGCUGAAAUUGAGACAUGUCUUUCUUCACGAGAGUUCUGGCCAUGAAAUGCAAGCAGACGCUUGAAUCCGAGGGAACUUCCUUCUACCACGCGCUUUUUGCCAGCAGGUUUCACCAGCUGCCCAAACUUUCCAGCAGCCAGUCCCUGGAGGUGCAGAAUAACUCCCCAGCGGCGGCAGAGAACAAAGACGGGGCGACGGUGGGGGGCUCGGGGCGCGCAGGGGAGCUGCUGGAGCCCGCCCCGCGCCGGCUUGGCAGGGUGAAGAGCCUGCACGAAAUGCCCGGACCCAACACCCUCUACAAUCUGUACGAGUUCUUCUGGAAGGACGGCUUCGGCCGCAUCCAUGAAAUCCAGCAAAAACACACUCAGGAGUAUGGAAAGAUCUUCAAGUCUCACUUUGGUCCCCAGUUUGUUGUAUCCAUUGCAGAUCGAGAUAUGGUUGCUCAAGUCCUCCGAGCAGAAGGUAGAGCACCACAAAGAGCUAACAUGGAAUCCUGGCAGGAGUACAGAGACUUGCGAGGGAGAGCCACUGGACUUAUUUCUGCGGAGGGGGAACAAUGGCUAAAAAUGCGGAGUGUACUGAGGCAGAAAAUUCUGAAACCCAAAGAUGUGGCUGUUUACUCUGAGGGAGUCAAUGAAGUAAUCACAGACUUAAUUAAAAGAAUCCACACCCUCAGAAGUCAAGAGGAUGAUGGGCAAACAGUGACCAAUGUUAACAACCUUUUCUUCAAGUAUUCAAUGGAAGGUGUGGCAACUAUUCUGUAUGAAUGCCGGUUGGGCUGCCUGGAAAACCACGUCCCGCAGCAGACUGUUGAAUAUAUUGAGGCUCUGGAGUUGAUGUUUAGUAUGUUCAAGACCACUAUGUAUGCAGGUGCUAUUCCCAAAUGGCUUCGUCCACUUAUUCCAAAACCCUGGAGAGAGUUCUGCAGAUCCUGGGAUGGACUCUUCAAAUUUAGUCAGAUCCAUGUUGACAACAAAUUGAAGGCUAUUCAGUCUCAGCUGGAUCGAGGAGAAGAAGUGAAUGGUGGGCUACUUACAUACCUCCUAGUGAGUAAGGAACUUACUUUGGAAGAGAUCUAUGCCAAUAUGACUGAAAUGCUUCUGGCAGGAGUGGACACAACUUCUUUUACUUUGUCCUGGGCAACAUACAUGUUGGCAAAGCACCCAAAGGUUCAACAAUGUGUUUAUGAGGAAAUAGUCAAUAAACUGGGGAAAGACCAAGUUCCUGUCUCCCAUGAUAUCCCAAAAUUGCCUUUGAUUAGAGCUGUGCUGAAAGAAACCUUGAGGUUAUAUCCAGUAUUGCCAGGAAAUGGAAGAGUGACCCAAAAAGACUUGAUUGUUGGAGGAUACUUGAUACCUAAAGGGACGCAGCUGGCACUCUGUCAUUAUGCUACUUCAUACAGUGAAGAAAAUUUCUCAAUGGCAAAUGAGUUCCGACCUGAGCGCUGGCUGAGGAAAGAUAACUUCGACAGGGUAGACAAUUUUGGUUCCAUCCCCUUUGGUUAUGGCAUUCGAAGUUGUAUAGGAAAAAGAGUUGCAGAGUUGGAAAUUCAUCUUGCACUGAUUCAGUUGCUUCAGAAUUUUGAGAUCAAAAUUUCUCCCAAAACUGAACCAGUUCAUGCCAAAACUCAUGGACUUUUGACUCCUGGAAACUCCAUCAAUGUGAGAUUUUCUGACAGAAAGUGAGACUCCAGUGUUUUGGGAAUACUUGUAUGAUUUUUAUGGGGACAGACUUGCAUCUUAUGGAUGUUUAAUUAUGCUUGUUCUGUGGUUUGUAUGUAUUUGGCAAAAUGGUCAAGGAUUAUGUUCUGCCUUAGUACUAGCAGUACAUAAGAGAAAUUACCUCUUCUGUAAUAAUUACACAUAUGAAAACAUACAGUGAAAAAAUUACUUCUUGCACUGGGUAUCUGCCCUUACCUGGAAAGAUUCCUAGUAACAGCAACAUAUGCAUUGAAAAAAACCCAACCAAAAUUCAGUCCUAUCAUUCAGUGCUUUUGUUACACUGCUUUGUCAUGAAAGUCAGCUACUUGGUGAGUCUAUUUGCGAGCAUGUGUUUUAGUAUAUCAUAUGUGAAAAUUGGCUGAGUUUAUGAGUUUGUGUUUCCUUGUUUCUUGUCCUCCCAUUUUUUUUUAGAGGUUUCCACCUAGCAUUGAAAUUCUGAGAUCAUUUCUCUCUUCUCUGUAGAAACAUUUACCCCAUGUGUAUUAAAAAGUUAAUACAGUAAUAUGAAAAGUAAAGAUAGAAAAAAUACAAUUCAUGUCAAUUUCUGGUUAGGCUCAAAAUACACAACAGUUGAAAGUUUAUCUAAACAUAAUCCCCAUGAAUGUUUCUAUAUAAUUAAGAAAAAAAUCUUUAAAAUAAAAGCUUAAGUGUCACAUGGUAGAGUUAUGAAUCCAGACAUUAUUUUCAUCACCAAAGCAUAUGUUAAGUGGAACAGCACAAGCCACUUUCACCAUUCUAGUUAAUAUUAUUCCAAAACUAAAUGUAAAUAAUAAAGUAGUUGCUACAUUUUAAUAAUUUAAUUAAAAUGCUACUAUUAACUAUCUUCACAGUUCUUCAACGGUAAGAACUGGAAACUUCUCAUUGUGUCAUGCUGAACCCAUAGGCAGGUGCACAGUUCCCUUCAGUAGGAUGGAAAUGUGACUACUAAAGUAUUUGGAGAUUUUUUCUUCUUACCAUCUACUGUCUUAAUGUCUUCUUUAUGAAGAGCAAAUACCUGAAAGGUUUUGGUGUUUUGUUUUGGGGUAUUUUUUUAAUUAUUUUAUUUUUCCUAUGACAACUAACAGAAAAGUCUCUCUUGCAUGAUACUUCAGUCUUUAGAUAACUUUAGUGUCACUGCACUAACCUAACUUCAUCAUUUUUGGGAGAAACCUGAUACCUUGGGGCUAUGUUAUGCCUUGAACAUCAUUCAAACCUACAUAACCUAAUAAAUUAACUGUAAUUAUGUAUAGUUAACUGUUUACGCAUCAGGCUGUGACUGCUGUUCUUGAAGUAGUUUACAUACUGAUACCGGUAAACUUCUCAAACAUAUGAAGAGUUAAAGUUAUGGAACUCAGUUUUUAACAUGGCCACAUUUUUCUUUGCUCAUCUACAUGGAAGAAGUCAAAGACAGGUUACAAAUUAAAUAACACAUGGUAUGUUUAACGGAGUACAUGAAAUUCAACUUA
Messenger RNA from Neopsephotus bourkii (Bourke's parrot), 3677 nucleotides. RefSeq names its product cytochrome P450 27C1. The coding region runs from base 526 to 2196 and encodes 556 amino acids. Lineage: Eukaryota; Metazoa; Chordata; Aves; Psittaciformes; Psittacidae. The transcript has 9 exons. Gene Ontology annotation, cellular component: mitochondrial inner membrane. The record is from RefSeq and is a predicted model, not a curated record. Gene Ontology annotation, molecular function: iron ion binding; oxidoreductase activity, acting on paired donors, with incorporation or reduction of molecular oxygen; monooxygenase activity. Gene Ontology annotation, biological process: glucocorticoid biosynthetic process; cortisol metabolic process; cellular response to peptide hormone stimulus.